Messenger RNA from Vigna umbellata (rice bean), 1659 nucleotides. Its product is annotated as putative glycerol-3-phosphate acyltransferase 2. Lineage: Eukaryota; Viridiplantae; Streptophyta; Magnoliopsida; Fabales; Fabaceae. The record is from RefSeq and is a predicted model, not a curated record. Gene Ontology annotation, biological process: cutin biosynthetic process. Gene Ontology annotation, molecular function: phosphatase activity; glycerol-3-phosphate 2-O-acyltransferase activity. Gene Ontology annotation, cellular component: membrane.
GAACCCCUACUGCAGCAAAAUGAGAACCAGUUCUUUUGUUCAGAAGAAAGAAAAACUGGGAAAUAAUGAAACACUAGUCUUCGAUUUUGAGGGCACUCUGUUACAAUCAACUUCCUUGUUCCCUUACUUCAUGUUAGCUGCUUUUGAAGCUGGUGGGAUACUAAGAUCUGUUAUCCUUUUUCUUUCAUACCCCUUGGUCUGGCUGCUGGGUGAAGACCAACUUGGCUUAAACAUCAUGGUUUUCUUGUGCUUUUUUGGCAUCAGAAAGGACACAUUCAGAACAGGAUCAGCUGUUCUGCCAAAGUUCUUCUUAGAAGACAUUAGAGGGGAAGGCUUUGAAGCUCUAAUGUGUUAUGAGAGAAAAGUGGCAACUACUCAGUUGCCUAGGAUCAUGGUCGAAAAUUUCCUGAAAGACUAUUUCGGUGUUGAGGCAGUCAUGGCAAAAGAGUUGAAGUCCUUGAGGGGUUUCUUUAUGGGAGUGUAUGAGAAGAAAAAUCCAAAUAAAGUCCCUUCAUGUAUAGUUAAUGGAGGGACAACAGGGACAAACAUCAACAACAGUGCUGGUAUGGUAGACAGAAACCAUGUUGAGUUUAUUGACCAGGGGCAACUUAACCAAGAAUCCAAGGAGGAUUGCCUUGCUGAUGAGAAGAGAAACUGUCAUGUUCUUUCGAGAGAAAAGUAUCCGAAGCCAUUGAUCUUCCAUGAUGGAAGAUUGGCUUUCAUGCCUACCCUUGCAUCUUCUCUGGUGUUGUUCAUUUGGUUACCCUUCGGACUAUUUCUUUGCCUAGUCAGAUUUACAAUAGGCAUAGCAUUGCCCCUGAAUUUGUCAGCUCCAAUAUUGGCCUUCACAGGAACAAGAACCACGUUUUCAAGACCCCAAAGCACAGGGUCUUUGGUCCACAGUGAAGAAAAGGAAAAGGGUAUGCUCUAUGUGUGCAAUCACAGAACCCUGCUUGACCCACUUUACGUUUCAAUUGUUCUAGGUAAACCACUUUCUACAGUCACAUAUAGCCUAAGUAGAUUAAGUGAAACAGUAUCUCCUAUCAAAACUAUAAGGCUAACAAGAGACAGAGAGAAAGACAGAGAAAAAAUGGAAAAAUUGCUGAGCCUAGGAAACCUUGUGGUGUGUCCUGAGAGAACAACUUGCAGGGAACCUUAUCUGUUAAGGUUUAGCCCUUUGUUUGCUGAGAUUACAGCUAACAUCAUUCCUGUGGCUAUUGAUGUUAAGGUUAGCAUGUUUUAUGGAACAACAGCAAGCGGGUAUAAAUGUUUAGACCCCUUUUUCCACUUCUUGAAUCCAAGUCCUACAUAUACCAUAAAAUUUCUGGGGUUAUUACCACAAUCACAAACAUGUCAAGGUGGUGGAAAAUCAAAGAUUGAAGUGGCCAAUUUUGUGCAAAAGGAGAUAUGCAAAGCUUUGGGGUUUGCAUGCACCAACCUGACCAGGAAAGACAAGUAUUUGGUCUUGGCAGGUAACGAAGGCAAUAGCGCACGCAAUAAUUGCCACCGCUAGCAAGAUUCUAAAUUUCAAAUUCUUUAUUGAGUUUUGAGUGCUGUUCAUUUGCUCUAUCUUUAAAAUAUAUUAAUUUUUUAUAUUAAUAAAAGUUUAAAUAUGUUUUAAAAUCUUAAAAUCGGUAUAUUUUUGACGACACAAAAAAA